Vairimorpha ceranae is the source of this 286-nucleotide messenger RNA. RefSeq lists its product as hypothetical. The annotation marks the transcript as partial. The transcript has a single exon. The record is from RefSeq and is a predicted model, not a curated record. NCBI's taxonomy places the organism in Eukaryota, Fungi, Microsporidia, Nosematidae.
CAUUAUUCCAAAUAUUUUUAGAGAUGACAUAAAUAGUGUGUCUAAUAAGAAAGUUAAAUGGGCUUGGGAAUACAGUACAGUGAUAUUAAAAAUGUUAAAUAACGAGUAUAGAAUGAAUUUAUUAUUAUUUAAUAAACACAGUGGUAUACAGGACUUAAAUUUAAAUAGAAAAGUAAAUAGCAAAAUAAGUAUUUGGUGUAUUUAUUUACAUAUCAUAGUAAAUUUUAUAAUUGUAUCUAGUCAAAAUAUUAAUGUGUGUAGUUUUAAAGAAAAAAUAGUAGCAUAG